UCUAUUCUGUGAUUUCUGUCUGGCGAUAUCCAUUAUGCCACUCUCCGUACUAAAAGAAGUACGUAUAUGUCAGAUAGAGUUUGAAACUUCAGCAUAAUUGCUAGCGAUUGAUAAAGGAACCGAAAUCUCUAUGUAUAAAGUCCUUAUCAUAAGGCUGCUAGAACUUGUAUAGACUCGCAAUGGGAGCCAGUCGGAAGCUUCAGGGAGAAAUUGAUCGAGUGUUGAAGAAGGUUCAGGAGGGAGUCGAUCUCUUCGACAGCAUUUGGAACAAGGUCUACGACACUGACAAUGCCAACCAGAAGGAGAAGUUUGAGGCGGAUUUGAAGAAGGAGAUUAAGAAGCUCCAGAGGUACAGGGACCAAAUUAAGACAUGGAUCCAGUCCAGCGAAAUUAAGGAUAAGAAGGCAUUAAUGGAUGCUCGCAAGCUCAUUGAGCGUGAAAUGGAAAGAUUUAAAAUAUGCGAGAAAGAAACAAAGACCAAGGCAUUUUCCAAGGAAGGAUUGGGCCAACAACCAAAGACGGUGAGCAUUGGCAUGCUUUGCAUACAUGAUUGUGUAGAAUGUGUAUUUUGAGUUGCAAGAAAUGUAAUUAACUAAUAACUCCGUGUGUUUGCUUGGGGAUUUUUUAUGUUAAUAUUUGAAGUGAGUGCAGAUGUGCAGGUUUACUAUUUUUCAUUAAAAGUUCACUGUUCUUGUAAGUGUUUGGUAGAAAACGAAGAGGAAGGAAGGUUCCAUUUCCAUUCUUCUCCUUUCUCUCUUCUGAAAUUUGAAUAAUAGCCUUCAGGUUAUAUUAAGUUAAAUUCUCUACAUCAUCAAUUUUACCUACAACUAAUAGAAAAAGGUUUGGAGUUUUUAUCUUCUGGGAAAAUACCAAUCAAGCCUUCCAUCAUUUGCAAUGGACCAAAGGCUCACUAUUUUUUGGCUUGGGAAUAUGAUGGAAUAAAGCAAAAUGGUUCACUAAACUGUUUGCUCUUCUUUGUUGUGAAGUGAAGUAGCAGUCAGUUCAUGCAACUUUCGACGCGAUUUUCACUACAGGUCAUUCAGAAACAGUCUCUUUGUGCUUAAGUACAUGGGUAAGACUGCGUACAUCCGACCCCCCCUUACCCCACCGUAGGUGGGAGCCUUUGUGGCACUGGGGUGAUGAUGAUGAUGAUGGAAAAUACCAAUCAAGGGUAUUUUUCCAGGAACCAAUAAUAUUUCAGAUCAGCCAAAGGAAACAAGUGUUUGAGACCCAAAGGAAAAGGCUAAAUCAGAGACUAGGGAUUGGUUGAACAAUGUGGUUAGUGAGCUUGAAAACCAAAUCGAUAUCUUUGAAGCUGAAUUGGAGGGACUUAGUGUUAAAAAAGGGAAAUCAAAGCCCCCGAGAUUGACUCAUUUGGAGACAUCAAUUACUCGGCACAGGGCGCAUAUAAUGAAGUUAGAGUUGAUUUUAAGGUUACUGGAUAAUGAUGAAUUGAGUCCAGAGCAAGUCAAUGAUGUCAAAGAUUUCCUGGAUGACUAUGUGGAACGUAAUCAGGAUGACUUUGAUGAGUUUAGUGAUGUUGAUGAGCUUUAUAGCUCUCUACCUUUGGAUAAGGUGGAAGCUCUUGAAGAUCUAGUGACCAUUGGUGCCACUGGUCUUCUCAAGGGUGUGAGUGCUGUAGUAAGCACAACAAAAGUUUCUAUUGCCGCAACACCUUCUCUUCCAUCAGUAACAAUAGCACCUCCUGCUCUGCAAAGUGGUCCGUCCCAAGAGCAAGCAGAUGAAAUAGGUUACCAAGAGAGUACCUCUGAUGCAGUUGCUAGAGUCUCACAUCUUAAAAGUGGUGCAGUUUCUUCUUUAGUUCCAGCAACACCUGUUGCGCCCCGUGCAGUCCCUGUUACUGGUGUUGCUUCAUCUCCUAUGAAUGUGCCAAGUGCUAUAAAAGUUGAGGAGAUUACUGGGUUCCCUGGCCGGAAAGCAUCUCCAACACACACUGAAGCUGGAUUAAGGGACAUUGAUAGAAAUGGCCUCUCUAGUCAACCUGCAACCAGCAUUUCACUUGGUUCUAUUAAUUCACUAUCUAACGAUGGAGCUAUAGGUGCUACUCCUGUUUCAGAAGUGACAAAGAGACAUGUUUUGGGAUAUGAUGAAAGACUUGGGAGUACUGGCACGGGGCAGCCUCUUGUGUCCCCUUUGGUCAAUCAAUCGAGCAUGCCACAAGCUGCUAAGUCUAGUGAGGGAAUGGGCACUAGUGAAAGUGGUCCUGGUGGUGAGUCCAAUGUUGUGGGUGGUAGGGUUUUCUCUCCUUCUGUUGUGCCUGGAAUGCAGUGGAGGCCUGGGAAUUCCUUUCAGAAUCAGAGUGAAGUGGGACAGUUUCGUGGGAGAACUGAAAUUGCUCCUGACCAGAGGGAGAAAUUUUUACAACGGUUUCAGCAAGUGCAACAACAGGGUCAGAGUAAUAUUCUUGGAAACCACAAACUGUUCUAUGCACAGCAUCAGAAUCCGCUUCUCCCUCAGACGUCAAGCUUGUCAUCAACCUUGAAGGAAGUCACCCAUAAUGGAAACCUUAUCACGAUCAAAUGGCGCCAUUAGAAACAAAUAAUCCACAUGUGAUGGCACUCUUGAUUUGUUGGACUACGGAGAUACUCAUUUGCAGAUACUGUUCAAUUCUCAAGUCUCCUCUGUGACUCCUCAACUUGGAUUGGGAACAGGAGCCCCUGCUGCUUCCCUUAAUAAUGUUACUUCAUCGGGACUAUCGCAGCAGCAAUCAGAUGUUGGGAGGCACUCAAAGGUUGAAGAGUUGCAACAACAGGUCCUGUGUGAAGAUGUUUUGACAGAUUCUGCUCCUUCUCCUGCACCUUCCCCGAGCCUUGUAAAGAAUCUCAUAAAUGAGGAUGAUUUUAAGGCUUAUGCAUUUGAUACGCCCGUAAAUGGUGGAGUGGGUAGUUCUCUUGCAGAGCAACCUCAGCAGCUUCCAAGGGAUAUUGUUGAUUUAUCUCCUGGGCAGCCAUUACAAUCAAAUCAACCCUCGGGUGGUAGCCUUGGAGUUAUCGGUCGAAGAAGUGCAGCUGAUCUUGGUGCAAUUGGUGACAACUUGACCUCACCACCCGCGAAUCCUGGAGGAGUGCAUGACCUGUUAUACAACUUACAAAUGCUCGAGUCUGCUUAUUACAAACUUCCUCAGCCAAAAGAUUCUGAGCGUGCUAAAAGCUAUACACCUAGGCAUCGUGCGGUGACCCCUUCAAGCUACCCUCAAGUGCAAGCGCCGAUUGUUAAUAAUUCCUCAUUUUGGGAACGACUAGGGGCUGAUAACUAUGGGACUGACACUUUAUUCUUUGCAUUCUACUACCAACAGAACACAUAUCAACAAUACUUGGCAGCAAAGGAGCUGAAAAAGCAAUCUUGGAGAUACCACAGAAAGUACAACACAUGGUUUCAGCGGCACGAGGAGCCUAAUAUUGCCACAGAUGAUUAUGAACAAGGGACAUAUGUUUAUUUUGAUUUCCAUAUCGCCAAUGAUGAGCAUGGCUGGUGUCAGAGGAUCAAGAAUGACUUCACAUUCGAGUACAAUCACCUUGAAGAUGAUCUAGUUGCUUAGGAUUGUUCCUUGAAAUAUGUCUUCAUUAGGUUAUGAUUUGUAAUCUCCCAAUUUCUUCAUGCCAUCUAAUAUUUAAUUGGAAAAGUUUAUCAUUCAUGCAUCUGCAUUCUUACAACUCUAAUGAUAUCAAGAGGUGGGUUCGGUAAAAACGUUUCACCUUUGACCGAAUGCCGAACAAAAUUCUAGUAUAUUUUGUUACGUUUGGUCUUUGCAGUUUAGUACAUAGAACUGCAUCUGUGCUGUUUGGUUUGUUCUG
Messenger RNA from Cuscuta epithymum, 3815 nucleotides. The record is from the annotation of a GenBank genome assembly. Lineage: Eukaryota; Viridiplantae; Streptophyta; Magnoliopsida; Solanales; Convolvulaceae.